AUGCGCUUUGACGAUGAGGUAUCAUUUCAAGUGCUUCUGGAGACGGAGUCUCUUGGUGACCUUCGAACUCUCAGCUUUCAUAGCGCCAACAUGAUGCUGAUGAAUGAGCCCACCGUAUUCCUUGCCGAUGUUAUCAAGAACGCUAUCUUUCCAAGAUAUCGUCGACUACGACUAGAAAACGACUACACGAAGUAUGGGGACUGCCAAAGAAUGACCACCGAGUACUGGACAUUGAAUUGCAAGUACUACGCACCUGUCUACGAAGCAAACAAAACCAGAUGUUCGCCAAGUGGAAGAAGUGCGAGAAGAAAGAAAACUAUUGUGCUCAGUGCUAUUGUGCUCAUCGGCUCUGAGGAAGACGAAGACGUCGAAACGUUAGCCGAAAAUAAACAUCAUUAUCAACCUCGUGUAAGCUCAUCAAAGAAAGAAUACAUAUUGUGCUCGGUAUUUGGAGGACCGCCUCUGUAA
Angiostrongylus costaricensis is the source of this 468-nucleotide messenger RNA. The record is from the annotation of a GenBank genome assembly. NCBI's taxonomy places the organism in Eukaryota, Metazoa, Nematoda, Chromadorea, Rhabditida, Metastrongylidae.